Molecule: messenger RNA, 405 nt
Organism: Naegleria gruberi
Lineage: Eukaryota; Heterolobosea; Eutetramitea; Acrasida; Naegleriidae
Exons: 1
Coding region: 1-405 (134 amino acids)
Cellular component (GO): cytosol
Molecular function (GO): deaminase activity
Source: RefSeq, a predicted model, not a curated record
AUGUAUUUAAAUUUUUUAUUUCAAUUAAUUCAACUUCUUCUAGCUGCUCUCGGACCAUACUCACAUGCUUCAAUCUUUGACGAUCGUUUGAUUUUCUUGAGUGGACAAUUUGGACUUGAUCCAGCCAUAGGAAAACUGGCAACAAGCGAAGAACAUGGUGAUGUUUAUGCUCAAACUCAUCAAACCUUGAAAAACAUUACAAAUGUACUUGAAGAUUGUGGAUCAAGCUUGUCACAAGUAUUGAAAACAACAAUUCUCUUGACUAGUAUGGAUAACUUUGAUGCUGUAAACAAAAUUUAUGUAGAAUAUUUCACUGAUAACAAACCUGCAAGAGGUUGUUUUGCAGUUUCUCAAUUACCAAAGAAUGCUCUUAUUGGAAUGGAAGUUGUUGCUUACAAGAAUUAA